GUUCCCUCCCAGCUCCUCUGACUGCCCUGGAAUGGCCAAGGAACCAGGGAAGGUCGGAGGCCAGAUUUGGGACCAGGGCUUCCCAUCCGUGUGGAGAACCAGCAGCUUCGGUGGAAGAACCAGUGGAACGGGGAGGACUGGGACCCAUGCCCUGCUGGGGGCUGCCCUGGCUCCCGCGGCACAGUCUGGGGCCCAGCUGCGCGCCCCCUUCUCCUCCCCCCUUUCCAGGCCUGCCAGGAGCCGGCUCCUCAUUUUUGAAAGAUCAGGAAGGUCUGGGAGUCGCCGUGAGCGGCGCGGAACGCAGGAAAACACACGGAAGGCCCAGGAAAGCCGAGGCUUCGCGGGAGUCGGCGUUCGAUGGGCUGCAGCUGCGGCGGGUCCCUCCCCCGCCCCACGCCCGGGCUGCCUCCGUCCGCCUGCGUUUCUCAUCCUGGCCCAUCGGGUCCCCAUGUGCACCGCAGGCGCGAAAAGCCGAGCGCCUAAUCCCUCAUCCUCCCCCAACCUCCAGCGCCUUUGAUCCCCUUGAUGUGAUGGCCCCAAGAUCCCUCGGAAAGCGCAGCAGCGCCCCGGCGCCUCCCCCACCCCCGCCCUGCCUCCCAACGCCUCCGCCUCCGCACGGGGACCUGGGAAAGGAGGACAAUUCAUCUCCAGCGCCGCGCGGAUCAAAGCCGGCGCAGAGGUUCCGAGGUAAAGUGACGUGAGCAGAAGCAGAAGGACAACUUGUUCUCUCGUCACAACGCUGAGGGACUUGGAGAGACUUGAGAACUUGGCUCGGCGCUAUGAUCAGCUCGUUUCCAGAGGCCCAAGGAUGGAGCUCACACACCUUCUGUUCCCAGAGGUGGGGGAGGAAAUGUGCAGAAUGAGGCGCGUUUGGGACGUGGCCAAGGUGGGGAUUUGUUUUGCUUGACUGUGCAUAUGUACAAAGGUUUUCUUUUUCCUCCCAUUGUGGAGAGGUUGGAAAGAAAAUAUCUGCUUGUUAGUUGAACAUUAUUUUUAAGUGAAUUUAAAAUAUAAAAUAAAACGAUAUCGUAAAAGAUUUUUUUCUUUCUGGUUUGAUUAGAAAGCUUCUGGCAUCCUUUCCAACUCCGAGAUUAUGUGAGUCUGUCCCCUGGGUUUAAAUUAUUUUUUUUUUUGUCCUGAAAGUUUUUUAGUUGUCAUAAAUUUUAUUUGCUAUUAAUUUGCAGGAGUCUUUGAGCGGGGGAGGGAUAACGAGAAAACAACGAGGAUGUAAAAAGAGAAAUAAAAAGGAAAACGUGCGAGGAAAAAAAUCUCAUCUCAGCCACGUGUGAAGCGUCUGCUCUCUCCGGGCUUCCACCUCCUAAUGGGUAAAAUAAGUCCGUUGUCCUGACCCCAGAUGUGUCGGCUUUGGUCCAAGGUGAUCUCCAAGGUUACAGGUCUGGAUAGGAGGGGACCAUGUGAGAAGAAGACUAGGUUUGAGCCACCCCGGUCUCUCUUCUCUCUCCUUCCUCCCGUCCCCUUUUAGGAGGAAGAGGAGACAGAUGAAAGGCAAGAAAGGAGACAGGGAAGAAGCAGGCAGAGAACUAGGAAGCCCUCCAGGAGGCCCCGAUCACUCAGGCUCCACUUCCAGAUGUUGCUUAUGCACGCCUGAAUUUCUCCCUCUCUAAACUACAAGAAAUAACAGGAAACCCGAAGCCUGUGGGCUGACAGCCUUCUCUUCCUGAGGACUCUGGGCUCCUGAACUCGGGGCCAUCAGUGCUGACAGAAGCAGCUCAGAAACCAUCAAACGUGUUAACAGGAACCAUCAGUCUAGAAUUUAGCAAGCAGCAAUUAAUAAGAAUAAAUAAAUUGGGGGCAACUAAGUGGCCCAAUGGU
Messenger RNA from Sarcophilus harrisii (Tasmanian devil), 1833 nucleotides. RefSeq names its product neural Wiskott-Aldrich syndrome protein-like. The transcript is spliced from 3 exons. The coding region runs from base 147 to 701 and encodes 184 amino acids. Lineage: Eukaryota; Metazoa; Chordata; Mammalia; Dasyuromorphia; Dasyuridae. The record is from RefSeq and is a predicted model, not a curated record.